Scatophagus argus is the source of this 3881-nucleotide messenger RNA. It is a transcript of the gene trim45, whose product is annotated as tripartite motif containing 45. Lineage: Eukaryota; Metazoa; Chordata; Actinopteri; Scatophagidae. The transcript has 9 exons. Gene Ontology annotation, molecular function: zinc ion binding; protein binding; ubiquitin-protein transferase activity. Bases 460 to 2223 code for a protein of 587 amino acids. The record is from RefSeq and is a predicted model, not a curated record. Gene Ontology annotation, cellular component: chromatin; nucleoplasm. Gene Ontology annotation, biological process: positive regulation of DNA-templated transcription.
UAUAGUUUUUGGAAAACAAAAACCCAGUGAACUCCAGACUGUUCACAUGAUUAUCCAAAAGAAAUCUGCCCUAUUGUAAACAUACUGUUCUGUGCUGCCAGUAGAUGGGGACAGCCAGAGUCCCAGUCCGGCAUCAAAGAGUUCUGGGAAGUCUUGGCCCACCCUUAAUAGUCCGUUAGAGGCUUCCCAUUGGUCUGGUAGUAAGUGAGGUGUCAUAUGUCCCACGGAGCUGUGAACGCAGCCUACUUCUCCAGAGGGAUAGUGGAGUUUUCUUAAGGGAUAGUAAUCAAUGAGGUGCAACUCAACUACCGUGUUAACUUAUGGUUUAGUGUCACACUAGAGGAUAUUAUGUAGCAGAAAGUUUCAGGAGCAGUUUUCAGUUGUGACAGGUUUGUAGGUUUCAGGGUGGUAACGGUAUUCGCAGCUUUGUUUUUGGCACCAGAAGUCACCAAAAACACGAUGUCGCAGUUUGAACAGAAAGAAAACGCGGAGCAGUCAGUGCUCACCUCGGAACAGCAACGAAACGGAACCUUGGUGAACCCGAGAGCGGUUUGUAACGUGUGUAAACGUUUGUACCGAGACCCGAAAAUCCUCCCCUGUCUGCACACCUUCUGCUCCGACUGCAUCGGCCAGCUGGAGCCGUUCUCGGUGUCUUCGCGCUGCAGUCGGGACGGACUGGAAGACAGCCGGGGCGAAGCGGUGGAAGAGGACCGAACAGCCGUCACUGUCACGGUGCUCUGUCCCGACUGUGACUCCGAGGUUGACAUCCCUCCUUCGGGACCGGAAGGGCUGAGCACCGACCACCUGGCGCUGGACGAAGUAUUCCUGGAGACCCUGGUGACGGACGGCCCUCUGGGAUGUGACCUGUGCGGCGAAGGAGGCGCCGAGAGCCGCUGCGAGGUCUGCUCCGUCAACCUGUGCGAGUUCUGCUGCCAGGCGCACAGGCGGCAGAAGCGAACAGCGUCUCACUCUGUUCAGUGUCUGGUGGAACUGAAGUCUCGUGGUCGCCUUAGCCGCCCCGUCCUCUGCUCCCUCCACCCGAGCCAGGAGCUCCGGCUCUUCUGUCAGCCCUGCGACCUGCCCGUCUGCCUGGAAUGUGCCGCCAUGCUGCACCGCGACCACCGCUGCUGCCCCACUCGUGACGUUAUCCAUCGCCAUGGAGACCGCAUCCGAGAACUGGUCACAGGGCACCUGCGACCUCGCCUUGAGCGUCUGAAGGAUUCGCUGCAGAAGGUGGAAGAUUGCCAGGAGGCUUUGCAGGCACGGGUGGAUGAAACAGCGAAUGAGGUGAGGGCAUUUGCACGAAGCUACGCCAGCGCUGUGGAAGCCCACUGCCUGUCUCUGCUGCAUCGCCUGGAGGAGCUCCGUGUCCAACGCAGGAACCAGCUCCACCUGCAGAGGGCGCAGCUGCAGCAGGCUCUGUUGGACAUCCAAAACAGCGUUGAGUUUGCAGAGAGGCUACUGACCUGCGGCUCAGAUGCUGAGAUCCUCAGCGCCAAAGGUGUGACCCUCAGGAGACUGACCAGUCUGGCAGAGAGCAGCUUUGACCCACCCCCAGCUACUGUCGCCCCUGACGACGGCAGCAGCAUCAGCUUCAUGCCCAGGGAGCCAGCAGGGGAGGUGGAGGGCUACCCGGUGGUCGGAGUAAUCAACUCUAAGACAGUGGACCUCAGCAAGUGCACCAUUGUAGGAGAAGGUCUGCAGAGGGGCAUGGAGGGCCAGCAGGCUCACUUCACCCUGGUGUGCAGAGACACAUCUGGGCAACAGAUGGCACAUGGUGGAGAGCAUGUCUUGGUCAGCAUCGUUCACAAGGAGAAGAAAAGCUGCGCAGUGGAGGCGACAGUGACUGACAACAGUGACGGAUCCUACAGCGUUUCAUACGCGCCUAAAGAGCCAGGAGUCUACUCAGUGUGGGUUUGUGUCAAAGCCCAACAUGUCAAGGGCUCUCCAUUUACUCUGAAGGUGAAGAGGAAGUUUAGGCGUCACAGUGGGACAUUUCACUGCUGCUCCUUCUGCUCCAGUGGAGGAGCCAAAGAAGCUCGCUGUGGCUGCCCGGGAACCAUGCCAGGUGGAUUUAAAGGUUGUGGUCACGGUCAUAAAGGACACCCUGGGAAGCCCCACUGGUCUUGUUGUGGCAGCACCGUAGAGCAGUCCGAGUGUUUGCCGCAGAGUGUGUUGGCUGCAGUUUCCCCCCACGGUCACCUGCGAACUGUCGAGCUCUGAGGUGACACAGAGACAACACCUGUCAACAUGAUGCAACUCUGCCUAGGAAACACAAUGCUCCAGUCACAGCAGCACGAGUGUCCUCCUCCAUCAAAUGUUCAAAGCUUUGCUGAAGGGAACUUUACAGAAGAGACAGUUCUGCUUUUUCAUCUUUUCAGCUAUCUUCCGGUCUCAACCUUGAAGCUGCUGUCGAAUCUCAAAGGUGCUGAAAACAGUUUCGUAUCAUAAAAUGUAAAACUCAGCAAAAUAGAAACAUCUGGAAUCAGACUGUGAACCUUCAAUGUUUUUAUAUCUUUUACAUCCUUCAGUCAAGGGAAAUAUUUUAUGAAACAUAGUGCCUCAAAAACAAUCCUGAUGCUGAAAAUGAUAUGAGCAGUAGUCCUCAUUAAUCUGCACUGUUUUUUUUUUUUUUGAGUACACAGAAUUCUAUAGUUAGCAUUUAGAUUCCCAUGAAUGACGAUUUCAUUUUAAAUGGUGAAGUACAGUAAUUAUAAGUAAUUAUUCUCUCUUUAGUGGUACAAAACAUAUCAAUAAAUCACAUUAAAAGGAACCUCAACAGAGUAUUUGUUUUUGAGAAAUAACCCGAAGUACGUAAAAGAGUGUAUCAAGAAAUACAUUUACUGCGUUAUUUCACGAUACACACUGCAGUUUAUUUGUUUGUACGCAUACUUAGUUAGCUGUGGGCACAGACUUGGUCAGCUGUUGGUUGAUGGGCAUAUAUUCCCAAUAAAUACCAAGUAAUUGAUAUUUAUAUUAUUAUUACAUGCUCAUUUCAGAUACUUACUUUUUUGAACAAUAAUCACGUAUUAGUAUUAGUAACAGGUGCUUAUGUAGAAAUUACUUUUGUAAUGAAUAAUUAUGUUUACAGCAUCUAAUAUAAAAUUGUUUCAUGGUACUAACUACACUUAGGUGUAGUACAUUUGGUUAAAAAUAAAUAACAACCAAUACCUGGUGGAUAUAAGCAAAGAUUAGAUUCCAUUGGUGAGUUGAUGCUUUUAUUUUGGCGACACACACUGUUUGUGAAGACUAAAUGUGUAUUACUUCCUGCAAUACACUGUGCCUGUAAAUUCACUCUUGGUUAGUCUGACACUGAUGUCAGUCCUGGGUGCUUGAUAUUAUUUUGAAUGAUGAGGAAGUUGUGCACUGAAUCAGGAUUUUCCUUCAUUAGCGGUGCCUUCUCAGACAGGGUGGCUUUAUCAGGGAAACACUGUGACCGAGAAGGUGCGGUCAGCCUCCUCUCACAAUACAGAGUUGUUCCCUUCCAGAUGCUGCGUCACAUUAUUGAUUUCAAACCACAAACGGGGAAGUCAUAAUGUGGCAUUUAAUUCCUUCAUUUUCUGGACUCUGAAUAUAACAUAUAUUUAGUGUAAGUACCAGUAUAUUUAUAUAUAUAUAUAUGUUGUUAUUUUGCACUGACAAUCUGCUGAGUAUUAAGAUGAAUAGAAAAACAGACUUAUGGAAAUACAUGACAUGAGGAUUAUCUUUUUUGUUUUGUUAUCCAAAAAUGACAGGGAACUUCUGCAACGCUGUACGUUGUUGCUGUUUGCAGUGUGUACAUUCAUAUAAGUGUUACCCAAUACUUUUUUGUGCUUCACAAUGUUUUACUGAAACCUUUAAGCCUGUACAAUCACAAUAAACAGGCUUAUUUCUCAAUGCAA